Molecule: messenger RNA, 2734 nt
Organism: Anarrhichthys ocellatus (wolf-eel)
Lineage: Eukaryota; Metazoa; Chordata; Actinopteri; Perciformes; Anarhichadidae
Gene: hapln1a
Product: hyaluronan and proteoglycan link protein 1a
Exons: 4
Coding region: 182-1201 (339 amino acids)
Biological process (GO): glial cell differentiation; cell adhesion; skeletal system development
Cellular component (GO): synapse; perineuronal net
Molecular function (GO): hyaluronic acid binding
Source: RefSeq, a predicted model, not a curated record
GUAGCACCACAGGCGGCUGCUGCACAAAGACAGACAGAAAGAAGAACAGCCAGAUGAAUAAAAAUUUAAACAGAACAAAAGUUGUUCAAGCUAACUUUUGAUUCUACUAAAAUAUUUAAAGAUUAGAUAACUUCUGUAGUUUAAAUUUUGUAACUACAAUUUAUUUGGAAAAAAAGAGAAAAUGACGAGUCUGCUGUGCAUCACAAUAUUCUCCCUGACCCUGGCUGGCAGUGCAUUCAGCCAGUUGAUGAGCUAUCCCCCAUUACCAACAGUUAUGGUUUUGGCAGACCUAGGUACCAACGUCACCCUGCCCUGCCGGCUCCCUGCUAAAGAUGCCUUGGCCUUUGGUAACAUUGGCAUCCGAGUCAAAUGGACCAAAGUGGCAGAAGAUGAAGCACUGAAUGAGGAUGUGCUACUUUCAAUGGGAUUGCACAAGAAGACCUACGGAAGCUUCGCAGGCCGUGUAUUUUUGACGGAUGAAGUUGAAGAUGCCACCAUAACAAUCACAGAUGUCUCCACAGAUGACUCCGGAAAAUACCGCUGUGAGAUCAUCAACGGCAUGGUAGACUUCAUGGAAGAGGUUACCUUGGAUGUGCAAGGUGGUCUCACUGAUGGUGUUGUGUUCCCAUACUCCCCCAGUACGGGCCGCUACAACCUGAACUUCGACAAUGCUACACAGGCUUGUCUGGAACAGAAUGCUUCCGUCGCCACCUUAGAUCAACUGCAUCAGGCCUGGAAGGGCGGCCUGGACUGGUGCAAUGCUGGCUGGCUGAGUGAUGGCACAGUGCAUUAUCCCAUCACCAGAGCCAGAGGGCCUUGCGGUGGCAACAAAGGGCCUGGCCUCAUAAGCUAUGGAAGUCGCAACAAACAGAAGAGCCGCUUUGACGUUUUCUGCUUUGCUUCUGCACUCAAGGGACAUUUCUAUUGGCUGGUCCAGCCCGACAGGCUGACCUUUGACGAGGCUGUGCAGGGAUGCCUAGACGAUGGGGCAGAGAUUGCCAGGGUGGGCCACAUAUACUCCGCCUGGAAGCUCGAGGGCUUUGAUCGCUGCGACGCUGGCUGGUUGGCUGACGGUAGUGUCCGCUACCCCAUCUCCAGGCCCCGCAAGAACUGUAGCCCCACAGAAGCUGCAGUGCGCUUUGUUGGAUUCCCAGACAAGAUGCAAAAGUCUUACGGCGUCUACUGCUACAAAGAUGAGUAGUGAGGCGGUAGGUAGGAGUAGGGAAGCCAUAACCACCAAAGAGAAGCAACAACGACAACCAAUAAAAUCAACAAUAAAGCCAACAACCUUUGGAUCUUAACCAGCAUGAGCUCGAUACCUUUCUGAAACUGUGAUAACACUCUUUUAACUGCUAAAGAAACAAAUACCGUACGUCUUACUUCCAUAUGUAAUGAAUGAAAAAAUAUUUUGUAGCCAGUAAAAUUUCUUUUUUUCUAACUUUAAUUGUAGACAGACUGUUGAAUAAAAGGCAAUAGUGCUAAUGUAUGAGUGAUGUGAUAGAUACAAGAACUUGAUGGUUGUGAAACAUGAUCUAAGUUAGGUUUGUCCUCCACAGAGCGAUUAGAUGUGUGAAGAUUAAGAGCAUUCAACCUCAUGUGCAGAUAAUAUUUGCAACUUUAGGACCAGAGGGAUGUGAUAUGUUACCCAUUUACCAAGCAUCCCAUCAGUGAAAGAUCUUAGAUUGAUAAGAGUCAUGAACAUGACUACCACUGUUGAGCUGUGGCUACAUACGUACAUGUUAUAUUAUGUAUUCAACGGGGUCCCUCUCUAAUCAGAGUUAAAGCUCUUUUUCCCACGUUUUUCAACCUGAGGAGUAGUGAUCAACAUGACUGAAUGUAAAUGUCUCGAUGGACUGUGACAUAUUCUGCAUUGAUAGCUCCUGUUAGACCAAACCCCCAUUACACUUUCAUAUACAGUCUUAGUAAUGUAUGUGGUAUGUUUGUUUUAACAAAAUGUUUUUUUUUUUUUACAUGUUUAUAAUUUUUUAAAGUCAAAAACAGAUUCUGUCAGAUUUUUUUGUGAAGUGUAGUUUUUAGAAAAUACAAAACGACAAGAUUUCCGCCAGACAAUGCAGAAGACGUAUACAUCUUCCCCUUUUGCCCUGAACACAACCUUUUAACAAAAAGAUUCCCUGAUUGUCUAAGAGUUGUAGCAAUUCCCCAUGGUAGCUACAAUUACAACUAACAAAUGCUGAAAUCCACCUUGACUGAGAAGACAGUUUCACAAAUUCUCACUGAGGUUUUGAGCUAUUAAAAAGGCACAUUUCCACUCGGACUCUACUGUUUUAAAGGCCUGAGUAAUACUGACGAUCACUCAUAAAGAACGAUUAAUUGAUAGUCAUGCUCUAGGGAUUAGAUCUGAAUAAAUGUUUGAGAAUAAAGAAUCAAAACCAACAAAAAAAAGAAAUCAUAAAAGUGUCCAACGGACCACAGAGAGCAUGUUUUGGACAUACAGAGCUGGUAAACUGGUUUGCCAGAUGAUAGCACCCUUUUUUUGGUACUGAUUUGAUAUUUUAUGGUUUACUUUUUCUGACCCUGGGCACUGACAUAUGGUACUUACUGUAGGUUACAUGUGGUCAUAUGGUGAUACAUUGUUUGUAAAAGCAAAACUUAAAAAUAUCUCACACUUGCGCAUAUGUAUACACACAAAGAGGUGAAGGUAUUUUUGUAUCUUAUCGGCAUGUACCUUUUUCAACAAAGCAGUUUGAAAUAAAGAAUACGACUUUUAAAUCAA